AUGGAGGAAUUUGCUUAUCAUCAACCUAAACCCAAGAAUCAGCCGCAAGGCCAGCUGGCUGCCAUGAUGCGUCCAAGGCAGGAUUGGGAGUCAGAAGUACCAGCCCAGAAUGCCUUUGCAAAGGAUGUAAAUCGUUCCAGCUCAGCACCUCCAUCCCAACUCGUCAUGAAUGAUAGAGCAAGGGAAAUGGAGGAAUCACAGUAUGAUGGAAUGGAUCCCCGAGUCGAUCCCGAAUACGCCCCAUACUAUUACAUGAACUCUAGGCCAGAUCCGAGGCUAGCAUCACCUUCAUAUGCCCAACAGAACAAUCAGCAAUGGCAAGUUUGGGCACCACCUCCUCUCGGUGGCAAAGGAGAAAACAGCAAGAGAGAAGCUGUCCUAUCACCAGCCCGAUCAGACUAUGAAACAUAUACUCAUACUGGAUAUGAGGACGAAUACUCUAUCGGCAUGAAUGGCCCAAGAGGCAAUGGUGGUGCUGGUGGUAGUGGUAAUCCAGACGACAUGUAUCACGGCAAUGAUCAAGAUGUACCAGAGCCCAUGUCUGCUCGUGAACCAACAGGAUAUAAGACACCAGCCAGAGAUGUAGGAGGUGACAGCAAUGGAAUGGUGACGACUCCUUCUUCAGCACCACCAGACUUUAGGAUGCAUCCGUUGUCUCCCAUUCGUGGUGAGAGAAUGCCUGCCGAGUACAUGUCCCCUAAUAGAGCUAAACCAGACUCUCGGAUAAUGGGUGAACGAGCCUGGAAUGGUGAACUGGCUUCUCCUCAAUCGUCAUCACGAUCUGCACCGCCACUUGUAGACGAUCCCAUGUCUCCCAAACGUCGGCUGAUUGACUUGAUACAGGACGACUUUCCACGUACACCUUCUCCUUUAUUUGCAAACCAAAGACCAUUAAAUGAUCCUAAUACGCCAUCUACACCGGUAGAUGGAGACAACAAGAAACAUGCUCUGCAAGAACAGCUCAGAGAGCAAAUGAGAGCUGGACAGCAUGAUGCUCUGGACUUGGAGCGAGAUGAUGAAGAUGCUAGAGUUGCUGCUGUGCUAUCGGGUGUAUUGGCUGAAGACAAUCGAGCUGAUGUGCCUCAGAGUCCAUCUUCUCGUGCUGCUUCAUCGCCUCCUGGCCCUCAGUCACCUUACAUAAGACAGCAAAUGCCUGAAUAUGCAAAUCAAAAUGCAUUGAUGGGUGCCAUGCGUAAUAUGUCGCUGACUGAUGACGAGUUCGACUACAGGAUGACAGGACGAAUGCCUAAGAAUCCAUAUGAUAGGAAUUAUGAUCCAAGAAGUCCUGGAUACGAUGGUUCAAACAACUACAUGAUGGAUCAAGGAAUGAGUCCAUCCGGUGGUGGUCCAUACUCAUAUCCUAGUUCGCCGCGUGGUAGAGGACACGAGAUGCAGCAAUGGGAUCAAAGAGGGACGUAUGACCAAUCCUUUAACCGACGUAACUCGAACAGUCUCGGCCUGUCGCAAACAAACCAAUACGCAUACGCCGAACAUCGUAAAUCACUCCCUGCCAACUUCACAGAUUACGCAGCAUUAGAAUACGCAGCAGCUCAAGCUGCAGCUGGUAAACGAGCUUUCGAUCCAGCUCUCAUGGCUGCCUUCUCCAUGGCCUCAGCAGGUGUCGAUCCUCGUAUGAAUCCAUACGGCGUCGAUCCUCGUCGAGCAGUCACCGUCAACAUGCCAUUAGGAGGAUCAUCUGCAUCAAUGGACAAAAAAAUGAGAAUGCUGAUGCAACAGCAAAUGAUGUUCCGUGAGCAGAUGAUGAUGAGACGGGAUUAUAAUAAUGGACCACCGUCUCCAACGUCCAUGGGUUAUGGCAGUAGUGAUCGUGGAAGUGAUCGUGGUAGAGGCAGAAUGCAUCAGUCUAGUCCCCCACCAAGUUUGGAUCCUGGUCAUGGUAUGCGAAGUCCUCUGUUGGAGGAGUUCAGAAACAACAAGAAUAAGAAGUAUGAACUUAGGGACAUUGUUGGCAGUAUAGUUGAAUUCAGUGGCGAUCAACAUGGAUCACGAUUCAUCCAACAGAAGUUGGAGACUGCAUCAAGUGAAGACAAACAGAUGGUCUUCGAAGAAAUAUUGCCCAAUGCCCUGCAGCUCAUGACGGACGUAUUUGGAAACUAUGUCAUUCAGAAGUUCUUUGAGCAUGGCAACCAAAUCCAGAAACAAGUACUUGGCAAGCAGAUGGAGACCCAUGUUCUCUCUCUGUCCCUGCAAAUGUACGGCUGCCGUGUAGUCCAAAAGGCAUUAGAGCACGUCUUGACGGAUCAACAAGCUGCUCUCGUACAUGAAUUAGAUGGACACGUCCUGAAAUGCGUCAAGGACCAGAAUGGAAACCACGUAAUCCAAAAAGCUAUAGAAAGAGUCCCAGCCGAACACAUCCAAUUCAUAAUCGAUGCCUUCCAUGGACAAGUCUACUCCCUAGCCAUUCAUCCUUAUGGAUGUAGAGUCAUCCAAAGGAUAUUCGAACACUGCACCGACGAUUUGAUGCAGCCACUAUUAGAAGAGUUGCAUACGUAUGCCUUGAAUUUGAUUCAAGACCAGUAUGGCAACUAUGUAAUCCAGCACGUCUUGGAACGUGGCAAGCCGGCUGACAAGGCUCUGAUUGUUGCCAAAGUCAGAGGGAAUGUCUUGCAGAUGAGCAAGCACAAGUUCGCUUCUAAUGUAGUGGAGAAGUGUGUUGCAUAUGGCAGCAAGAAGGAUAGGCAGAUGCUGAUUGACGAGGUGAUUCAGACAAGAUCGGAUGGCACCUCGCCUCUAAUAACCAUGAUGAAAGACCAGUUUGCGAACUAUGUAGUUCAGAAGAUGCUAGAUGUGGUAGAUGGUGACCAAAAGGACAUACUGGUCACGAAGAUCCGACCUCAUCUGCAGUCUCUGAAAAAGUAUACUUACGGAAAGCACCUCAUAGCCAAGGUGGAAAAGAUGCUGGGGUACAAUGCUGCUAAUGGACUGGCAUUAGGACCACCUAGUCCAACCGAUGAAUGA
This is a messenger RNA of Synchytrium microbalum, 2979 nucleotides long. RefSeq lists its product as uncharacterized. Bases 1 to 2979 code for a protein of 992 amino acids. Gene Ontology annotation, cellular component: cytoplasm. NCBI's taxonomy places the organism in Eukaryota, Fungi, Chytridiomycota, Chytridiomycetes, Synchytriales, Synchytriaceae. The record is from RefSeq and is a predicted model, not a curated record. Gene Ontology annotation, molecular function: mRNA 3'-UTR binding. Gene Ontology annotation, biological process: nuclear-transcribed mRNA catabolic process, deadenylation-dependent decay. The transcript has 10 exons.